GGUCGGGCCGGGCUGGGAGCGGCGUCGCCAUUUUGGCUCCUCGGCAGCGGCGGCGGCGGCGCCGCGCGGGCAGGUCCGGGCGGCUCGUUAUCCCUUGGACGCUUCCGAGUUCGUCACAGAACCCUCCAGUGACCUUCUCAGUCGGUCCCAGUACAUCACCGGUUCAUUCAGAUCUUUUCCAGUUAAACCCAGACCUUUCCGGUGACCCCCCAGCUGCCCCACUUUUCCCUCCCCAGUCCCUCCCAGUCUGAGCAGUCCCCGCCCCCGCAGUGUCGGUGCCAUGGAGUACGAGCGCAGGGGCGGCCGCGGGGACCGCACGGGGCGUUACGGGGGGGCCCCGGCGCCCCCCGAGGACGGGUCCCGCACCCAGCGGGACCACGACUAUCGCGACAUGGACUAUCGGGGCUACGGGGGACCCCCGGACGGGCCCCCCGCGCCCGGGACCCCCCCGCAGGCAUCCUACGAGGCUGCGGAGCCCCCCCGGAAACGGGACCCUCCCCGGGACCCCCCCGUGGCUGCCGCGCUGCCGUUCGGCGCCGACAGCGACUACCGGGACCAGGAUUACCGGGAGGGCCCCGAGGAGGAGCCGCGCACCAGCACCAUCGUCAUGCUCAGGAUGCUGCCCCAGGCGGCCACUGAGAACGACAUCCGGGCGCAGCUCCAGGCCCAGGGGGUGCAGCCCCGCGAGGUGCGGCUGAUGCGCAACAAAUCCUCAGGUCAGAGCCGCGGCUUCGCCUUCGUCGAGUUCCACCACGUGCAGGAGGCGGCGAGAUGGAUGGAGGCCAACCAGGCCGGGCUGACCCUGCUGGGGCACCGCGUGUCCCUGCACUACAGCGACCCCAAACCCAAGAUCAACGAGGACUGGCUCUGUGCCAAGUGUGGGGUGCAGAACUUCAAACGGCGUGAGAAAUGCUUCAAGUGCGGAGUCCCCAAAGCUGAGGCAGAGCAGCGGGGCCCGGGGGGGCCACGGCCGGAGCUGGUGCCGGGAGGGGGGGGGCUGCUGCCCCUCCCCCAGGCCUAUGGCCCCACACUGGGGGGGCCCCCUGGGGGAUCCCAGGGGAGCACCGAGCCCGGAGCCGAUAACGCCAAUGACACCAUCAUCCUGCGGAACCUGCACCCCCAGAGCAGCCUGGAGUCCAUCCUGGCCGCCCUCGCCCCCUUCGCCGCCCUCUCGGCCGCCAACGUGAGGGUCAUCAAGGACCGGCAGACGCAGCUCAACCGCGGCUUCGCCUUCGUGCAGCUCAGCACCAUCGUGGAGGCGGCGCAGCUGCUGCAGAUGCUGCAGGCCCUGCACCCCCCGCUGCACAUCGACGGCAAGAGCAUCAACGUGGAGUUUGCCAAGGGCUCCAAGCGGGAAGUGCAGGGGGCAGGGCCAGGGGAGGGCCCGCCCCGUGCCAGCGCCGCCUCCGUCGCCUCCACGGCCAUCGCCGCCGCCCAGUGGGCGCUGUCACAGGCAGCCCCGGGAAGCGACUCUGCGUGGUCAGGGGGGGAGGAGCCGAACAGCGACUUCAGCGGCUUCUACCAAUCAGAGGAGCCCUUUGCCGGCCCCACCCCCACGCUCUACAGCUCUGCCUACCUGAAGGGCAGCUCGGCCCCGCCCCCCGGCCCUGCCCUGACAGGCCCCGCCCCACCAAGGCCGAUGGCCCCGCCCCAGGUCCCGAGGAGCCAGCGCAGGACCCGGCGGGGGCAGGGGGGGGUCCCUUCUCCCGCGCCCCCCCUGGGGCUCCCCCCUACCCCUCCCCUGCCACUGAGACCCCCUCAGCGACACCCCCGGGAGCCCCUGGACAGGCCUACGGGGCCCCUCAAGGCUGAGACCCCAAACACGGCCCCCACUGGACCCCCUGCGGCCGCUCCCCCCAGCACCGAGCCCUAUGGCCAGUACCCCGUGCCCGACGUCUCCACCUACCAGUACGACGAGACCUCGGGGUACUACUACGACCCCCUGACCGGCCUCUACUACGACCCCCACUCUCAGUACUACUACGAUGCUGGGGCGGGGCAGUACCUGUACUGGGACGGGGACCGACCGCACCUACGUGGCCGCACCCCCUGCCGAGCCCACCCUCGGCCCCUCGGCCCCCGGGCCCCCAAAGAGCCCAAGGACAAGAAGGAGAAGCACAAGACCAAGACAGCCCAGCAGAUCGCCAAGGACAUGGAGACGCUGGGCGCGGGAGCCUCAACAAGCAGCGAGAGCGGGCGCAGCGUGGGCCCCCGGCCUCCCGCGAGGACGAGGCGCAGGGAGGCGGCCGCGGCCGACGCCGGCUACGCCAUCCUGGAGAAAAAGGGAGCUCUGGCUGAGCGGCAGCACCUGCCCCUGGAGCUGCCCCGGCUGGCGAGCGACGAGCGGCUGAGCCCCCCCCGCGGGUUGGUGGCCGCCUACAGCGGGGAGAGCGAGAGUGAGGAGGAGGGGGAGCGGGGAGGGGGCCCGGGACCCCCCGAGGAGCCGCUGACGGACUGGGCCAAGCUGGCGUGUUUGCUGUGCCGGAGGCAGUUCCCCAGCAGGGAGGCUCUGCUGAGGCACCAGCAGCUCUCAGGGCUGCACAAGCAAAACCUGGAGCUGCAGCGCCGGAGCCACCUGCCCCCCCCCGAGGGGCCGGAGCGGGGGGACAUGGAGAUGAAGUACCGGGACCGCGCUGCCGAGCGCCGGGAGAAGCAGGGGGGCCCCGACCCCCCCGAACCCAAGCGGCGCAAAUUCGGGGGACCCCCCCAGACCCCUGGGGACACGGAGGGGCCCCCCCGUGAGGCCCCCCUGGGCUGUCGGAUGCUGCAGGCCAUGGGCUGGAAGGAGGGCAGUGGGCUGGGCCGGAGGAGGCCGGAGGCCCCUGCCCGGUCCCGCCCCGGGGGGGUGACACGGUUCAGCGAAGGCCCCUGAGCCCCCCGGCCACACCCACAGGACACGCCCUCCCGUGGACACACUCACCUGGGACACGCCCUGCCAGGGGCCACAAUGUCUGGGUUCCCCCCAAAGUGGGGGUUCCUUGACCCCCUCCUCCAGUGUCACCCUGGUUGGGGACACCUAGAGUGGCCCUUCCCCCCCGGUAGAAGUGGCCCCACCCCUUCCCCCUUUCAGUUUUGGUGGUGGAUUUUUUCUAAUAAAUGGGUGAAAAAAGCGGAAA
Myiozetetes cayanensis is the source of this 3116-nucleotide messenger RNA. RefSeq names its product RNA binding motif protein 10 (gene RBM10). Lineage: Eukaryota; Metazoa; Chordata; Aves; Passeriformes; Tyrannidae. Gene Ontology annotation, biological process: mRNA splicing, via spliceosome. Gene Ontology annotation, cellular component: nucleus. Gene Ontology annotation, molecular function: RNA binding. The record is from RefSeq and is a predicted model, not a curated record.